GAGAAGCUCGUCAUCUAUGGCAAGUAUCGCAUGCCUGUUGGCGGCAGGACCCCGGGGGAGGACCCGGAUGCCCCGGCUCAGCGUGGCUGCGGCAAGCCACGCAGCACCGUGGAGCCCGUGUUUUGGCACGGAAGGCCCGAGAUCUUCUACCAGGAGAUGGUGGCCUCCUACAACUUGACGGCCCUGAUUGAUUGCCAGGUUGCAGAUGGUGUGUUGGCCAGCCUUGCAGCUGUUGAGCGACUGCCCUACAUCGGCUUCUGUUUGACGGAGACCCACCUCCAGAAAGUGAAGGAGGUCAUCGUGUGCCGAGUCCUCAAAGAGAUGGUCCGCCCCAAUAGCAAGGUGAACGAGAGCAAGUUGGUUGAGAUCUUGGCAGACGCACCAGCGUCGUCAACGCAGGCAGGUGGAUCAGCCGCCCCCGUGGCCGGGGCAGAUGGUGGCAGUGGCAGCAGCGGUGCCGCGCAGAGUGUGCUUGACCAGUUCCAGGCUGACUAA
Symbiodinium necroappetens is the source of this 495-nucleotide messenger RNA. The record is from the annotation of a GenBank genome assembly. NCBI's taxonomy places the organism in Eukaryota, Dinophyceae, Suessiales, Symbiodiniaceae.